Molecule: messenger RNA, 643 nt
Organism: Hippocampus comes (tiger tail seahorse)
Lineage: Eukaryota; Metazoa; Chordata; Actinopteri; Syngnathiformes; Syngnathidae
Product: regulator of G-protein signaling 8-like
Exons: 3
Source: RefSeq, a predicted model, not a curated record
AUUCUCUAUGUUUUUAUCUUUCCUUUUCUAGGCCCUCUGCAAGGGAGGUGCUUAUUUGGGCCGAGAGUCUCAAGGCUCUCUUGGCCAACCAAUACGGCCUCGCGGUAUUCCGCCACUUCCUGAGGUCGGAGUACAGCGAGGAAAAUCUGGACUUCUGGUUGGCUGUGGAGAAAUUCAAGCAGACGUGCCCCCUCAGCAAGAUGGCAGACAGAGCCAACAAAAUCUAUGAGGAGUUCAUCUCGUGCAGCGCAUCCAGACAGAUCAACGUGGAUUCAAACAUACGGGAGUUGACCCAACGGAGCCUGCGUCUGGGCGCUGAGACCACAUCCUUCCAGCUGGCACAGGAUCAGAUCUUCAGCCUCAUGGAGGCCGAUAGCUACCCGCGAUUCCUCCGGUCCCGCCUCUAUGCCCAGCUGGCCAAUCAGGAUGUGGGGCUCGCCGAUAACGGCCAAGCUGAUUCUGCCGAAACGCUCGGUCGGAACCGGACAAGAGAGGUUCUGAUCAUGUGAGGAACCGACAAGUGUAGUUGCAACGUUGUUGUAUGAUGUUUGCGUCACUUGAUCAUAUUUUGUGACUUAUGUCCAUGAGCUUCCGAUCAAUCAAAGGUUCUUAUCGAUCAAAGAUCUUCUGGCUUAAGCUCCAA